Molecule: messenger RNA, 5252 nt
Organism: Oncorhynchus keta (chum salmon)
Lineage: Eukaryota; Metazoa; Chordata; Actinopteri; Salmoniformes; Salmonidae
Product: pre-B-cell leukemia transcription factor 1
Exons: 10
Coding region: 482-1834 (450 amino acids)
Biological process (GO): animal organ morphogenesis; eye development; brain development
Cellular component (GO): nucleus
Molecular function (GO): RNA polymerase II cis-regulatory region sequence-specific DNA binding; DNA-binding transcription factor activity, RNA polymerase II-specific
Source: RefSeq, a predicted model, not a curated record
CAGUGACUACCGUGCGGUACUGUAGCCUACUCAGCAAAAGCAAGCGGAUGGGAUAAGUCGAAAUAGCUUGCACUUCAGGUUUCCAAAACCCUCAUUCGAUACCGCCCAGUCUCUCGGAGAAAAAGUGAUUGUGUUUCGGGAAGACACAGGCUCUGACACAUGAAAGGAAAACGCAUACAGAUUCCAAUGUUGUAGUUGAAGACAGUUUAUCUUUUCCACGCACAGUCUGAUCUGCUAAAGGGAGUAUUUCAUAUCAGAUUUCACGUUCAGUUCUGACCAGCUGGGAGAGCAGAGAGAGAGGGAGAGAGAGGGCUUGUUUCUCUUCCCCUCCGACUCUGGGUCUUGGAACUCAGGAGCGCAGGAAAGCGAACCACGACGUGGAACCCUAAACCUGUGUAGGCAAGAUAAAACGUCCGUCAGAAUUUGUUAAGGAUUCUCUUUUGCGAGAUUGACAGAGGUGAGAACAAAUAGAUCGUAAGAGAUGGACGAGCAGCCGCGGUUGAUGCACUCUCAUGCGGGAGUAGGGAUGGCAGGGCAUCCCGGCCUGUCUCAACACAUGGAAGGCACCGGAGGAACGGACGGCGAUGGGAGAAAACAGGACAUUGGAGACAUUUUACAGCAAAUAAUGACCAUCACAGAUCAAAGUCUAGACGAAGCUCAAGCUAGGAAACACGCCUUGAAUUGCCACAGGAUGAAGCCUGCUCUCUUCAACGUCUUGUGUGAAAUCAAAGAAAAGACAGUGCUGAGUAUCCGUGGCGCUCAGGAGGAGGAGCCUCCAGAUGCCCAGCUCAUGCGAUUGGACAACAUGUUGCUGGCGGAGGGCGUGUCUGGACCUGAGAAAGGGGGCGGUUCUGCAGCGGCUGCGGCUGCUGCUGCAGCCUCAGGGGGCGGGGCAGGAGCGGAUAACUCAGCGGAACACUCGGACUACAGAGCCAAGCUCUCUCAGAUCAGACAGAUCUACCACACAGAGCUGGAGAAAUACGAACAGAUGGUAUCCCAGUGCGGAUGGAGGGGGGACAGUUACACAGGGAGUCAUGGCAACGGAAACAAGGCUUGUAACGAGUUCACCACCCAUGUGAUGAACCUGCUGAGGGAGCAGAGUCGCACGCGGCCCAUCUCUCCCAAGGAGAUCGAGCGCAUGGUGGGGAUCAUCCACCGCAAGUUCAGCUCCAUCCAGAUGCAGCUCAAACAGAGCACCUGCGAGGCCGUCAUGAUCCUGCGCUCCCGCUUCCUCGACGCCAGACGGAAAAGACGGAACUUCAACAAACAGGCGACAGAGAUCCUGAAUGAGUACUUCUACUCGCACCUGUCUAACCCCUACCCUAGUGAAGAGGCCAAGGAGGAGCUGGCCAAGAAGUGCUCCAUCACAGUUUCACAGGUUUCCAACUGGUUCGGAAAUAAAAGAAUCAGAUACAAGAAAAACAUUGGAAAGUUCCAGGAAGAAGCCAACAUGUACGCUGCCAAAACUGCUGUGAACGCGACCAACGUAUCCUCACACGGGAGCCAGGCUAACUCGCCCUCCACUCCAAAUUCUGCAGGUUCUGCUGGAUCUUUUAACAUGUCAAACUCCGGCGACUUGUUCAUGAGCGUGCAGUCUCUCAAUGGGGACUCGUACCAAGGGGCUCAGGUGGGAGCCAACGUGCAGUCACAGGUGGAUACCCUUCGCCAUGUUAUCAGUCAGACAGGCGGAUACAGUGAGGGCCUCACAGCCAGCCAGAUGUACAGUCCGCAGGGCAUCAAUGCAAACGGAGGCUGGCAGGAUGCUACCACCCCCUCAUCAGUGACAUCCCCCACAGAAGGACCCGGAAGUGUUCACUCGGACACGUCCAACUGAUCCCUCCACCCUUCUCCUCCACCACCGUCCAGACAGCCCCAACCUCCACCCUCGAUCAUCUAGCCAGCCAGCCCCCCUCCCCAUCAGGACUGGAGGUGACACACUAGACUCGUCACAGGGCAGGAGUUCUCUCUCUACGGGUGGGGACUACAGAAUGAAACACCAUCACCACCACCAGACAGUUCUUUACAACCAAUCAUGACACAGUCAGUCAGUCAGUAGCCUGAGUAGGGCUCUUUCCUUCCACCUAUCUACAACCCCCUCACUGUUUGUUUGUACAGUUUUCUUCGCCAUAUAUCCAUGUUGCCUCAUUGUGUGAUCAUCUGACUUAUAACACAGUAGGAAAACAGUUACAACACGUGUAUACAGUAUGGCCCGUAUCUUGUAGAUUUAAAUGCUUUUCACACUACCUCUAUUGAAAAUAACAAGAAAACAACAACAACAACAAUGGGACAUCUUCUAAAUAAGCUUUGUUUUUUGUUGUUGUAAUUACUGGUAUUGACAGUAGCUCUCGAACUCCUCUUGUCCUGUCUCAAGGCUUGUUUUUAAGGACAGUUUUGCCUUUGUGACAAGUUUCACCCAAUAUAAUUACUUAAUUCACAACAUCAAAUAAAUACUAUUAAAAUUGUCCAGUGCCAAAGUUCAACACAGGAGAUGAAUUUGUAUAAUAUGAAUUGUGCUUGUAAAUAAAACAUCCCUCUGACAUUUCAUAUGAAAAAUGGUUCAUUACUGUAUUUAAUAGCAUUUCAUGUUAGUAGAGUAUCAACAGGGUGCUUUGAAAAGGAGAUUCAACCUUUCCUCCUCAUUUUAAGCAUUCCGUUUCAGAGCUUCUACAUCGGCCAAUAAGACAUUAAACAUUUUUACUACAAGAAUGGUAGCCUAUGUUUUCUGCUCAUACUGAAUGCAGCAUAGCAUGAGUGAUGAACAAUGCACAAGCAAACAUGAGAGUAACAGUCUGCUCCAGAAUAAAUGGAAGAGACUGUUUGGAAGGUCAGAAGGGAAUGGAUCGUGGUGAUUCUAGCUACUGGAAUUCUAAUAAAUUCACUGCUCUUGAAAUAUUGUUUGUAGUGUGCACUGCAUCCAGAGACCAUUGACCUGCAGAGUUUAAAAUCUACCCAGAACACUUAAUCAAUGAGUACAUUAGCAUCAAUUAUAAUAAGCCAAUAUGUCUUUAAACACAGUGACUUACAGUGAUUACCCUGGGUAACACUUAUAUUUGUCAAAGAGAAGAAAACAGUACAGAGAAGACACAUUAAUGAUAGUUGUACUCUAUUCUAUACAGUCGACCUAUACGGAACAUAUGGUGUGUGUAUACAUACUGUACACACACAUACACUACCAGUAUCACCAUCAAUGUACAUCAGUGUUAUCGUAAUAGCCAAAUACUGCUGGUAACCAAAAUCACUUGUUUAAGUGCAACAAAAAAAGCAUUUCUAAUGUAGAUUUUAAUUCUGAUUUUGUGGUAUAAUGUUGUAGUAAUUGAAGACACGACUACACAUGAUGAAAUAUCUCUCAAAAUGACCGUCUUUGUUUGGUGUUUUUGGUGCUAGUUAGCUCUUUCAUUUCCUAUUUCUCAGUAGUAUAUUACUGUCCAUUUAUUAUUGUCACCCGGUUUGAAUUUCUCCAUUCAACCUUCAUUCAUAUCAUCCUGUUUUUACAUUUUGGUUAUCAAGGUUGGUCUCUAUUCACUCUUAUGUUUCAGCAUCCUCCUAGCAUAUGGCGCCAGUCUAAAUUACGCAAAUAAAAAAUACAAAAAUGUAAAUUAGAUUUAUUAAUUUUGUUGUAUUUGAUUUUAGCUACAGUAUUUAUUUACACACAAAUAGAUAUUGCCUUCUUGGGCAUUUUAACAUAUCCACCAUACUAUUACGUAGAUACCAAAAAAUAACUACAAAAGCUUCAGCUCUAUACAUUGGGAUAAGUUUGACCAACUCGACUUUCUUUGAUUUGUAAAAUUGUGUAUUAACUGAAGUACUCCACGUGCAUCUCAUAGGAAUGUUCAGCUACUCUUUCUGUACUCAGAACACCAAAAUGCAGUCCGAACACAGUAGUGUUUGUUUAUAGAAAUUAAAUGGAAAAGACUAACCCUGAUGGCACACAGACAUGUGGGAUAUAUGUUCUCACGUUGUGAAUAAAUACAUUUGGCUACUGUUUUACUUUUCUUUCGCUUGGUUACAGGAGUUACAGUACGUUCUAUUUUCUUUUCUUGCUAGCAUAAUGUGAAUUAGCCCAAGAAUGCUCUAUGUAUGUAGAUGUGCACCUUUAUUCUUGUUUUUCGUUUUUGGGGGGAAUUUUGGGGGGAAUUGGGAAAUGUUUGACAGACAGACAGACAGACAGACAGAUAGACAGACAGACAGACAGACAGACAGACAGACAGACAGACAGACAGACAGACAGACAGACAGACAGAGUUCCUUUCAUAUUACGGAUAUAAUCCGCUCACUGGUUCACUUUGUACCUUCUAAAGCAUUGACACAAAAGCGUGUUUCUAGAAAUGGGUACUGUCUUGUUAAUGAAAGGUGAUGUGAAAGGUUUGUGUGAACACGAUCUCGUGACAGUGUUUUUAGCCCAACUAAAUCCAUGGUAAUAGAUAUACACAUUAUAUAGUAUUUCAAAUCAUAACCAACAUCUGUAUAGAUAAUUACAGUACCACACAGCUGAAUCCACCAUAGACUGCAUAUCACAGAACUUAGUUCUUCCUUCACAAACUACAUUUUAUAUUCGAUGUACUUGUUGGAGACGUGGACGUGUACUAUAAUGAGUGAAGCAAAAUCUUGUUCUUUUUUUGAUAACUACAAAUGGCUUAAUUUGCUCCCACAUCUGAUAGUCCAGUUGACGGACAACACAUAGGUACACUAUGAGUGGAGUAUGUUUGAGUGGUCUUUCGAUACAGAUUUUAGCCAUGUGGCAAGCAGAACAGUAGCUUUUGUGAUGCGUUGCCCGUAAAAUAAGUAAAAGUUACUCUACUUUUCACAUUGCCUUUCCAGUAUCAUCAUUAUUAUUGAAAGCUUCAUGUAAUGAUGCUUUUAGUUUUUGGAUAUAAAAGGGAGAGAAAAAAUAACUAUAAAAAAGAAAGAAGAAACUGAAAAAUUUGUAAAACAUCAAAUGUUUUCUUUGUGGCAUGUCUUUUGUUCUUUAAUAAAAUACCGUACUGCAGUGUUUUUGAAUGUUACUUAUUUUUUAUAAAGAUUUCAGAGUGAAAUCAUGGAUCUUUUUCUUGACAGGUUUGACAUUUUAAGAUCUCUCUGCAUAUGUAAAAAUUAAAAAUAAAAUAAAAAGUCUAACAUUGGAAACUGCAAAACUACUCCGAUUUAAAACCUGUUUUCUGUGGAGAAAUAAAUAGCUAACAAGGUGUAGGUUUUAUGGUCUCUUUCUUUGUACUGUUAAUGCAUAUUCCAAAUAAAUUGUUUCUUUUGUCGCA